CCCGCCCCGCCCCAUGGGCGGGUCCUAGGGAGUCUUAACGCGCCCUCGCGCGGCGCCGGGCCUCGGCCGCUGCCAGUCACUGCUGCCUGAGCGGCUUUCUCUGGGUCUCUGUCCUCGGCUCCUUGUCCUUCUCCCGGCCACGCCAUGGAAGGCUACCACAAGCCUGACCAGCAGAAGCUGCAGGCCCUGAAGGACACGGCCAACCGCCUGCGCAUCAGCUCCAUCCAAGCCACCACUGCCGCGGGCUCCGGCCACCCCACAUCAUGCUGCAGCGCCGCUGAGAUAAUGGCUGUCCUCUUCUUCCAUACCAUGCGCUACAAGUCCCAGGAUCCUCGGAACCCUCACAAUGAUCGCUUUGUGCUUUCCAAGGGCCAUGCAGCUCCCAUCCUGUAUGCAGUCUGGGCCGAAGCUGGUUUCCUGCCUGAGGCCGAGCUCCUGAACCUGAGGAAGAUCAGCUCUGACUUGGACGGGCAUCCUGUCCCGAAACAAGCGUUCACCGACGUGGCCACUGGCUCCCUGGGCCAGGGCCUUGGGGCUGCUUGUGGAAUGGCCUAUACAGGCAAAUACUUCGACAAAGCCAGCUACCGAGUCUACUGCAUGCUGGGAGAUGGGGAGCUGUCUGAGGGCUCUGUGUGGGAGGCCAUGGCCUUCGCCAGCAUUUACAAGCUGGACAACCUCGUCGCCAUUCUUGACAUCAACCGCCUGGGCCAGAGCGACCCUGCCCCACUGCAGCACCAGGUGGACAUCUACCAGAAGCGUUGUGAGGCCUUUGGCUGGCACGCCAUCAUUGUGGACGGACACAGCGUGGAGGAGCUGUGCAAGGCCUUUGGCCAGGCCAAGCACCAACCCACAGCCAUCAUCGCCAAGACCUUCAAGGGCCGUGGGAUCACAGGGGUAGAAGAUAAGGAGUCCUGGCACGGAAAGCCCCUCCCCAAAAACAUGGCUGAUCAGGUCAUCCAGGAAAUCUUCAGCCAGAUCCAGAGCAAAAAGAAGAUCAUGGCCACUCCCCCACAGGAGGAUGCCCCCUCGGUGGACAUCACCAACAUCCGCAUGCCCACCCCGCCCAGCUACAAAGUUGGGGACAAGAUAGCCACCCGCAAGGCCUAUGGGCAGGCUCUGGCCAAGCUGGGCCAUGCCAGCGACCGCAUUGUUGCGUUGGAUGGGGACACCAAGAAUUCUACCUUUUCGGAGUUCUUCAAAAAGGAGCACCCCGACCGCUUCAUUGAGUGCUACAUUGCUGAGCAGAACAUGGUGAGCAUUGCAGUGGGCUGUGCUACACGCAACAGGACAGUGCCCUUCUGUAGCACUUUCGCGGCCUUCUUCACGCGGGCCUUCGACCAAAUUCGUAUGGCGGCCAUCUCCGAGAGCAACAUUAACCUCUGUGGUUCCCACUGUGGCGUGUCCAUUGGGGAAGACGGGCCCUCUCAGAUGGCCCUGGAAGAUCUGGCCAUGUUUCGGUCCAUCCCUUCCUCUACUGUCUUUUAUCCAAGUGAUGGGGUUGCAACGGAGAAGGCAGUGGAAUUAGCAGCUAAUACAAAGGGCAUCUGCUUCAUCCGGACCAGCCGCCCAGAAAAUGCCAUCAUCUAUAACAACAACGAGGAUUUCCAAGUUGGACAAGCCAAGGUGGUCCUGAAGAGCAAGGAUGACCACGUGACGGUGAUUGGGGCUGGAGUGACUCUGCAUGAGGCCUUAGCUGCUGCUGAGCUGCUGAAGAAAGAGAAGAUCAACAUCCGGGUGCUGGACCCCUUCACCAUCAAGCCCUUGGACAGAAAACUCAUUCUUGACAGUGCCCGAGCUACCAAAGGCAGGAUCCUCACAGUGGAGGAUCACUACUAUGAAGGUGGCAUAGGUGAGGCAGUGUCUACUGCAGUAGUGGGAGAGCCUGGAGUCACUGUCACCCGCCUGGCUGUUGCCCAAGUACCAAGAAGCGGAAAGCCGGCUGAGCUGCUGAAGAUGUUUGGCAUUGACAAGGAUGCCAUUGCACAAGCCGUGAGGAGCCUUGUCGCCAAGGCCUAGGGAGGGUCUGAAGUGCCGGGUGGGGGUUCUAUGCAUUCCUGAAAGAUUCUAGCAAAGGUGCUCAAAAAAAAAAAUGUACUGAGAAGAAAGGUAAAUAUAUGUUUUGAGAAAAAUGA
Messenger RNA from Marmota flaviventris (yellow-bellied marmot), 2132 nucleotides. RefSeq names its product transketolase (gene Tkt). NCBI's taxonomy places the organism in Eukaryota, Metazoa, Chordata, Mammalia, Rodentia, Sciuridae. Gene Ontology annotation, cellular component: extracellular exosome; endoplasmic reticulum membrane. Gene Ontology annotation, molecular function: thiamine pyrophosphate binding; transketolase activity. The record is from RefSeq and is a predicted model, not a curated record. Gene Ontology annotation, biological process: pentose-phosphate shunt, non-oxidative branch.